Orbilia oligospora ATCC 24927 is the source of this 1110-nucleotide messenger RNA. RefSeq lists its product as uncharacterized. Gene Ontology annotation, molecular function: structural constituent of ribosome. Gene Ontology annotation, biological process: mitochondrial translation. The transcript is spliced from 2 exons. Bases 1 to 1110 code for a protein of 369 amino acids. The record is from RefSeq and is a predicted model, not a curated record. Gene Ontology annotation, cellular component: mitochondrial small ribosomal subunit. NCBI's taxonomy places the organism in Eukaryota, Fungi, Ascomycota, Orbiliomycetes, Orbiliales, Orbiliaceae.
AUGCCGCCGCGGCUACGGCCUUCAAGCCUUCCCUCCACAAGCAAUGUGAUCCCACAAUCCUUCUCAUCCUCCCCUCUUCUCCCUUUCCUCCUCCCCUCCUACCAUAUCUACACUCAAACUCCUACCUCUUCUUCUCGCAACUUCUCUACCUCUAAGCCUGCCUAUCGUCGAGUUCGUUUUGAAAAAACAGAAGGAACCCGUAAUGGCUUCGUCGAUUGGAUGAAAAAAGUUGGUGGUCGUCUCAACGUUCCAAGUCCCCAGGACAACGUCCCGGUCUACCUGUCUUACGAACCAGCCCCGCUUCCAACCCGAUUUCCUGUUGCGAAGGGGAGUGAUGUAUGUCGGAAGCGAGACCCUGGGGUAUCCAGAAAACAGGCAAAGAGGGACGCAGUAGAUUGGACUCAGGUGACGGAUAAGGCUCGUCAUUCACCGUUUCCGACUAAUGCAUCGUUCAAAGUCCACCCUGUGAUUUCGACGGAGUUUAGAGAACAGAUCUAUUUGAGGAUGAAGGCCGAUAGAUCGGUUAGGAGGAUUUCGGCGGAAGUGAAUUGUGAACUUGAGAGGGUUGCUGCGGUUAUUAGGUUGAAGGAGAUUGAGAAAAGGUGGAUUGAAGAGAAACGCCCUCUCUGCACCGAGAUGCAAACCCGUGUUCACGCAAUGAUGCCAGUAUCACAAUACAGCACAUUCCCCCAGCACGAAUCCAUAACCGACCUACGCAUCCAUUCACAAACAAACAACCAACUCUUCCUCUCAGUUCCAGAAUCCAUGCCGUUCAACCGUAAAGAUGCCGCUGAGGCAUUAGGACUCCUACCAGCAGAUGUUAGAAUGCCACAUAGCGAACUCAUCGAAGUCGAGAAGAUGAAACUAGACGGUGUGGAUGUUCAGACGAUGGUCAAAGUCGAGAUGGAACGUGAACAAAGAGAGGCCGAGGAGACAAAGGCGAAAAGGGAAAGGAGAGAGAAGAGGUUGGGAGCUGGAAAGGUUGUGGAGACUGAAAGGUUUAGGUUUAGACUUAAGCCUGCUAAUGCUGCCGCCGUCGGGCAUAGAUAUGGUGUUCCGGCUGAGGAUAGGAAGAGAGGCAUUAAUAAGAUCCCCACGAGAGUGUUGUGA